GCAUCAGUGACUAGCUGCUGUUGCUGCCGUUUGGGUUCUUCCUUUUCUCCUCCCGCUUGCAAUUCUCAUGCGGGAGGGAGGGCAGUGCAGGUGGAAAAGGGAGGAGGAAGGAAGUGCCAAAGCCAGGAGGAGCCGCAGCCGCUGGGCUGAUCAGGAGAGCCUUUGCAAGAGGAGGAGGAGGAGGAGGAGGAGGCAGGAGAAGACAAGAUCCUGCCCUUCUGACAGCUGCUGAACCAGCUGUUACUGCUGGACCCGCAUCCUCUGCCCCGCGAGGAGGAUGCGGUGUUGUGACACUCAGUAGCCACAGAGCUCCGUAGGAAAGCAGAGAGAGGUUAUGGUCCAAAUAGCAUUCUUUCUGUCGGGAGAAGGUGAAGCAAAGAGGCAGAGAGACGUCGCUGAAGCAAAAGGCUGCCUUGUGCAGGAGAAGAAUUAGCUAGGAUUGCAAGCCCAGAUUUCCCUUGGCCAGCAUGUUACGUUCGGCGGCUCUGCUUCUCCUCUUUGUGGUCUUCCGGCUGUUCCUGGGGCUGCCAUGGAUCCAGGUGGUCCCGGCUCUCUUAAUAUUCUACUUGGGAUCUGGAGGAUGGACUUUCCUUCGCAUCGUCAUCUUGACAGCCAAACGGGAUGUUUCGACUGGAUACGUUGUCCUCUUGACUCGGUUGAAGGUUUGGUGGUACGUGAAGCACAAGUACACAGUUCCAAAGCUCUUCCAGCAGGCAGCAUGCAAGCAUCCAGGAAAAGCAGCCCUGAUUUUCCAGGGGACAGGCGAGACGUGGACCUUCCAAGACCUGGAUAACUAUUCCAACCAGGUGGCCAACUUCCUGUAUGAAAGAGGCUUCCGCUCUGGGGAUGUCAUCGCCCUGUUCAUGGAAUCCCGCAACCAGUAUGUUGGUCUCUGGCUCGGCAUGGCCAAGAUCGGUGUGGAGGCUGCCCUCCUCAACUCUCACGUGCGGCAGGAGUCGCUCCUUCACUGCAUCAACAUCUCGCACUCAAAGGCCGUCAUGUUUGGAAGCGAGUUGGCUGAUGCCUUGCGGGAAGUGCAGCCUUCUCUUGGGAAGUCCAUUCACCUCUUCUGUUCUGGCGACUGGAAAGCGGAAAGCAUGCUGCCAGGCUCAGAACAUCUGGACCCUUUGAUUGAAAAAGCAUCUUGCCAGUCACCAACUCCCCCAGACAAGGGAUUCCUAGAUAGAUUGUUCUACAUCUACACUUCAGGCACAACUGGGCUGCCCAAAGCUGCAAUCAUUGUCCAUUGCAGGUAUUUCCGAAUGGCAGCCCUGGUUUUCAACGGCUUCCGCAUGCGACAGGACGAUGUGGUCUAUGACUGCCUCCCCUUAUACCACGCAGCAGGUAACAUUGUUGGGGUUGGCCAAUGCGUCCUGCAUGGGAUGACGGUCGUGAUCAGGAAGAAAUUCUCAGCUUCUAACUUCUGGGAAGACUGUGUGAAAUACAACUGUACGAUCGUACAGUAUAUUGGGGAGAUAUGUCGAUACCUGUUGAACCAGCCAUCUCAAGAGGUGGAGAGGAAACAUCGGGUCCGGAUGGCUUUGGGCAAUGGCCUGCGGGCUUCCAUCUGGAAGGAGUUCACUGAGCGCUUUGGCAUCCCCCAGAUAGCCGAGUUUUACGGAGCCACCGAGUGCAACUGCAGUGUGGGCAACUUUGACAACAAGCUGGGGGCUUGUGGCUUCAAUAGCAGGAUCCUUCCCAACAUUUACCCCAUCAACCUAGUCCGAGUGAAUGAGGAAACUAUGGAGCUGAUCCGGGGACCUGAUGGGCUCUGUAUACGGUGCAAACCAGGAGAGCCAGGCCAGCUGGUUGGGCGCAUUGUCCAGAGUGAUCCUUUGCAGCGCUUUGAUGGCUACUUGAACAAUGAGGCCAACAAUAAGAAGGUUGCCCGUGAUGUCUUCACCAAAGGCGACUGUGCCUAUCUCACAGGUGAUGUUCUGGUCAUGGACGAGUUGGGCUACAUGUUCUUCCGAGACCGCACAGGAGACACUUUCCGCUGGAAGGGCGAGAACGUCUCCACGACGGAGGUGGAAGGGAUGCUCAGUCGCAUCCUAAACAUGACAGAUGUCGUGGUCUACGGGAUGGAAGUUCCAGGAACUGAAGGGAAGGCUGGGAUGGCAGCAGUUGUGGAUCCAGACCACUCCUGUGACUUGGAGAGCUUUGCAGAGGAAAUGAAGAAGGCGCUGCCUGCUUAUGCCCGACCUGUUUUCCUGCGUCUGCUUUCGGAAGUGCACAAGACAAGUACCUUCAAGUUCCAGAAAAUGGACCUGCGUAAGGAGGGAUAUGAUCCCAAUGUGGUGAAAGACAAGCUUUAUUUCCUUGAGCCCCGGCAGUGCCGCUACCUCCCGUUGAACGAGGACAUCUUCAAGAGAAUCCAGUCAGGACAAAUGAAGCUGUGAAACAGCCCCUGAUCUUCUGCCCCUCUGUCUAGGGUAGGGUGGUGGGACUGGAGUUUGCAUAGGACAGGAAAAGCCAGUGAUGGUUAGAGAUUUAACAAAAUGGCGGCGGGGGGAGGGGGGAGGCACAGUGAGUUGUUUUUUUGGUUUCGUUUAUGAUUUGACCUGUUUUUGUAGAAGACGAUGGCCAAUGGCAGCCUCCCCCAACCUGGCGCUCUCCAGGAGUUUCGGACUAUAACUCCCAUCGUGAGGGGAGCUUGCCAUAUGGUUUGCAGGGGGACAGCUGGGGGCAGGGGGGGCAGGUUGAUGCAUACCAAAGCAUAGAAGCACUAUGGCUUUAUUUUCUACUUGGUUGGAACAGUGGCCGUGCUGUUUCCUGUUCCUCUGGGUUGAGCAUGCUAGGUCAGUGUGUCAGUUUCAAAGGCUCUGCCCUCCGGUUCCCCAAGCCCCAUCCACCACUCUGCAUUUAAAACAAUACCACACCAUUUUGAACAGCCAUGGCUCCCUCCCCGCACAAAGAAUUCUAGGAACUAAAGUUUGUUUAAGGUGCUGAGAGUUGUCAAGAUGCCGCCUAUUCCCUUGCCAGAGCUGAAGUCCCUCUUCACAGAGAACUCCGGGAAUUAUAGCUCUGUGAAGGGGUGGGCCUCAUAACAAAUUUUGGGACCCUUAGCAAACUACAGCUCCCAGGAUUCUUGGGAGGGAAACCCAUGACAGUUAAAAGUGGAACGGUACUGUUUAAAAUCUAUAGUGCGGACGAGGCCCUGAUCUCCCUUUGCCCCUUUUCUGUGUUUCCCCAUAGGACCCACAAGGGCUGCACUGCUUCAUUACGCCUCUAGGUGGUGCCAUUGUGCUUCCUUUCUCUGGGGUCCACCUUUGAUCCUUCUCCCUUGCCAUGGUUGUGAUUAUAACUUUUUAUGAGGAGAGAUUGUCUUUCUCGACUGCACUGUCCCUAGUUUGCGGAGUGGGCAGGAAGAGCACAGUGACUCAACUUAUUCCAGGGAUAUGGGUGGUGUGUUUGGUUGGGUUUUACUUUCACAAAUGGAUGUUUAUUUGUAUGUGCGGGUUUUCAUAUUAUUAUUAUUUUGCAAUUUAUUGCAAGUUCCAUUUUGUUUUUAAAGAAGCAGGAAAGGGUUAACGGCAAGCUUGCAAUUCUGCCUACAGUGCAAGCUGGUUGGCUUUUCAUUCUCCCCCCUCCAUUUUUUUGUACAGUAGUCUGGCCAACGGCAUCUCAUACUGUGUCUCACGUAUGAACACAGACAUCUUCAUUCCGCUUCUCCUACAGGGGUGGGGGAGCUUUAAAAGGGUCAGAGGCAAAAAUUCUCCUUUGGUCAGUUUCUUCAUCUGUUUGCUCAGCAGUUGUGUCUCAGUGUGAAUCCCACCUGUUUCUUAAGUUUUGCUAGGUGCCCUUUCCACCUCCUGCAUUUUCAGAAAGGGGUGUGUGUGUGCGCGCGCUUGCGCUUCAAAUUGCUCUUAAGUGAUUUUCACGAACAAAGAUAGAGGGGCAUGUUGGUUGCUUGGCUUCCUCAAACCCACCACUGACAAUGGCACAGUGUACUGUCAGGAUGGCACUAGGGUGCAUGUGCAAAUAAGACCCCAUGAAUGCAUCCCUGUUCCAGAGGAGCAGGUGCAUGGCACUUGUGGGUUGUUCAUUUUAUAUGCAUGGGGACAAGGGGGCCUGGUGCCAGCUGCCCAAGGCAGUCCAGAAGGCUCAGGGCCACCACAGGUUCCAUUUAAUUCCUUGCGUCACCAGGGUGGAGCCUUGCCUGAGAUGAAGUCCUGUUUGGGUGUGAGCCAGGUGAUCCCAUUCAUGCUAUGAUUCUAUCUCUCUACUUAGCCAUAGAACUGAAUGGCAGGACCCUUGCUGGGGAAAAGGAAGCCCAGCCUCAUCUCACUAGCGCCUAUCGGAAGUGUCAGUCCAAACGAUUGAUGAGUGCUUCAGUUCUUCUGCUAUGUGCAAUGUUUGCACACGUGCUGUGAGUUACUGCACACCUGUUUGGGAGAGGCCACAGCCCAGCUGUAGAGCAUGUGCUUUUGCAUAUAGAGACAAAGGUUGCUGCUUCAGUCUGUGGCAGGGCUGGGGAGAAUCUCUGCCUGAGACCGGGGAGGAGUUUGCUGGCCACACUGGACUUGGAUGGAGCAAUGCUUUGACUUCACACAAGACAGCUCCUUAUCUCUUAGUACUUUGCACAAGGGUGUGCAUUGGUGCCAUCCAGCAUAGCCGUGAACUUUCAGAUUUGAAAAUAAGGAAUCAGCAGCCUCACCUGUCCCAGGGACAGUCUACAGGAUAUCUAACAAUCCGGAAUAGCAGCGGGAAACGGCACUGGAAUAACCCGCAAAAAAAGGGAAGGUCGACAGCUAUGGCCAUCCAGGCAGGACUCUGGGGAAGGGAUCUAAGGACCCCCUCAGCAGGGCUGGCUUACCCUAUUUUGAAGUAAGUUCCUCCAGUCUAAAAUGACCUAAAUGUAGACGGAUGGGAGAAUAAUCUCAGCGUUUGUAGCAACCCAGGAGUUCUUGGAUCUAGUGCUAUCCUGCAAGGCAUAAGGUGUCUGCUCAGCUUCCUUUCAGCAACCUCCAAGGCAGGGGGUGGGGAGCCUGUGGCCUGUCAGGUGUCUUCCAGCUACGGCUCCCUUCAUCCCUCGGCUAUGCUGAUGGGAGCUGCGUUGCCACAGGACCCCUGACCCCACUCAGAGGAAGUCGGGGGCCCUUUGCUCUCUUGCUGCAGGCUGCUUUUGGGACUUCAACUAGCCAUUUGCCAGUUUUAAUGCCAAAGUCCUUGCCCAGAAAUAUUUUAGGUAGAAAAAACACCUCUGUUGUUUGUGAAUAGGGUAAUUGUCUUGGGAGUUGUAAAUCAGAAAGGGGAGGGCUGUAACCAAAGGCAUGCAGAAGGCAUGCAACCCCGGCCAUUGCCAGGUAGAGCUGGGAGAGAGUCCUGUCCAAAAACCCAGAGGGCCACUGCCAGUCAGUGUCACCAAUACUGAGCUAUAUGGACCAAUUGUCCGGCUCUGUAUAAGGCAGCUUCUUGUGUUCCCACUGCCAUCAGCCCAGGGUGGUAUCCAAGGGGGUUCUACUCAGAGUAGUCCAAUGGAAAUUAAUGAACCUGAGUUCGUCGUGUCCAUGAAUUUCAGCAGGACUGCUUUCACUAGCACUGACAUAUUGUAAGAUGCACCCUCUUCCCCAAAAUAAUGUUUAGCAGGUUGAAGUUGGAACAGUUUGCUUUGAACUGCAUGGUUUCUCCACAAGGGCAGAAAUCCAGUUUCUCUUGAGACACCAGCAUCACUUCCAGCCAAGUGACCUGUUCAUUCAGCACUCAUUCUGAUCUGUUUACAGAAAAUCUGCAGUGCACAAAAAUGAGAGUGACUUUUCCCAAUAGGCUUGGGCUGCACUUCUUUUCAGUGCAUUUCCCCUUCAGUUUCCUUAUUGCAAAAGUUAGGGCAGGGGGUUAGGAGCGGACAGCAGGUUUGUUGCGCAAGGGCAUGAAUGAAAUUUUAAUUUGCCGCCUGAAUUUGCCCACAUGUGUUUGGCUCCCCCUUAAGAAUAGCAACAGCCUAGGAAGCACUGGUGGUUAUUGAGGCAGACUAAACCUUGUCUGCUGGUCCUCCAAAAUAGGAACAAUCAAGCAUAGAGGGGCAGUGCUUGAAUUACUGGACUAGCGAGCACCUAUGUCAGAAGAACUUUAGGUGAUUCAAAAGCAGUGUAACUGCACCAGCUGAAGAUAUUUGGGAGCUCCAGUAAUGAUGUUGCCCUUCUUUGCUUUGUACUCAUGAGAGAUAGAUUUUGCUGCCGUUGCUUUGAGGGCUCUUUCGUGCCUCUAGAUUCCUCUGUCUCUGUCUCUGUCUCUCUCUGUCUCUCUCUCUCCGUGUGUGUGUGUGUGUGUGUGUGUGUGUGUGUGUGUACACUCACAUGUAUUGAUUUGGAUUGGGAAGCAAAUCAUAGGCCUGCCUUCUGGAUCUCCCCUGGUGUCAGAGCUUGACCUGCGAUUUCAGGGUUUUAGCCUCCUUUAUAGGGUCUUCACAUGGGUGAAAUAAAAAAAUCAAGACAAGGAGGGCAGAAGAGCAAAGAGUAAGGUUACCACAACUUCUGUCGUAGAGCUUUGGUAUGCUGAUGACAACGUAGUGUGCACGCGUUCAGAGGAUGACCUCCGAACCAUUCUAAAUGUCUUCGCAGAAGCUUACAAAAAGCUUGGCCUAUCACCCAACAUUCAAAAAACCAAAGUGCUGCACCAACAAGUACAAAACAACCCCUCUGCAGCGCCACAAAUCCAACUCAAUGGUGUAACGCUGGAAAAUGUCAAUCACUUCUCCUACCUGGGCAGUUAUCUUCCCACAAGGGCUAACAUUGAUGCCAAAAUCCAACAUCGCCUGAGCUCUGCGAGUGUGGCUUUCUCCCGAUUGAAGUGCAGAGUGUUUGAGGACCAUGACAGUUGCAGGGAAACCAAAAUGCUUGUUUACAAAGAUAUUGUACUACCAACCUUACUGUAUGCUUGUGAAACACGGAUCACUUAUGAACGCCAUCUCCAACUCCUCGAAAGAUUCCAUCAACAGUGUCUCCAAAAAAAUUUACACAUCACUUGGGAAGACAGGCGAACUAAUACCAAUGUACUGGAAGAAGCAAAGAUCACCAGUGUUGAAGCAAUGAUUCUUCAACAUCAACUUCGUUGGACUGGUCAUGUUGUGCGGAUGCCUGAUUAUCGUCUUCCAAAGCAACUAUACUAUUCCGAACAUAAAAAUGGAAAGUGUAAUGCUGGUGGUCAACAAAAGAGGUUUAAAGACUUUCUCAAGGCAAAUCUUAAAAAAUGUAGUAUAAACACUAAAAAUUGGAAAACACUUGCCUGCGAGUGCUCCAGUUGGACAACAGCCUUUACCAAAGUUGUCAUGGGCUUUGAAGACACUCGAACUCAGAACGCAAGGGAGAAAUGUGCAAAGAGGAAGGCACGCCUGGCAAAUCCACACAGUGAUCAGCUCCUGCCCGGGAACCAAUGUCCCCACUGUAGAAGGAUGUGUGGGUCCAGGAUUGGCCUCCAUAGUCACUUACGGACUCAUUGUUAAAACCGUGUUUAUGGAAGACAAUCUUACUCAGCUACGAGUGAUUGCCAGAGAAAAAGAAGAAGAGGCAACUACUUCCUGUGUGCCUGAGAGCUUUUGCUCUUCACUCUGCUCCUCCUACCCCACCAGUCAGGCACUUGCUCUGCCCUUGCUCCCCAAGCUGCACCCCUUCAUAGUUUAAGGCUAGGACACCUGAUGGCUCUGACCCAUCCCCACUACUGACCACAGACACUUGAGUGCAGUUAGGUGGUGGUCCAAAAUAAAGAGCACCUACAUACUGAGUCCUGUGGCUCUAGGAGGUUUUUUUUUGGGGGGGGGGGUUGCACAGUAUGGGCAAGAUUCCCACAAUGGGCAUUUCACCUUCCCAGGGACCUACUGCUUACUCACUUUCCCACUCUGGGCCUAAUCCAUGUAACUGCUGCAAAGAGGGCAAGCUAAGAGGCAGUUCAUUUCACUUUGAGAAUCAGCUCCCACCACUUUGAGUUGGGAUAUUUGGGGGCUUCUUUUAAAACCACCUUGCAUGAUUCGUUGGGUGAACUUCAUGCACUUGUUGCUUUCCCCCUCCCCUUCUCCCCAAUGUGCUGUGUUUUUAAUGUGCUCAAUCAGGUAGACUAUUGAAGGCAGCAAAGAACAAGCUUUUCCUAGCCAACCUUGUGUCUUAACUGUAGCCCCGAAUACCAGAUGAUGCAGCCCGAGAGGUCUGCUUGCAUUCCUCUUUAUUGCAGCCUCCCCCAACCUGGUGUCCUCUGGACAUUUUGGAAUCCAGUUCCUAUCAGCCCCGGCCAGCAUGACCCAAUGGCCAACGGUGAUGGAAGUGGUAGAGUGUUGGGUGGGGGAAAGGCUGUUGUAGCGCAUAUGACUCUGGUGCAGGGAGGAAGACCCAAGAGUUUUGUGCUGGUGACAUUGAAAUCCAGGCUGCGUUCCUGAAGACAGAGUUAGUUACAGGCAUGUCUUGCAUGAAUGGGUCAUACACAUUUUUAAAGUAGGCAUGGAGAACAUUUGCGGUUCUCCAGACGUUGGUCUUCCCAACUCCCACCUGCUGCAACCAGCAUGGCCAAUACUUAGGGGUGAUAGGAGUUGUGUCUGGCAGGCUCCUGAUGCUUACCAUCUCUGUUUCUUAGAACAGGACUACAUAAGGAUAUUCUCCCCAUGCCUCUAGAGUUCUGGUAAACUGAAGCUUCCUUUGCAUCAUAUGGUGCAAGUAGCCAAAAUGCACCAUGGUGAAACGAAGCAUCCACAAGAGUGCUGUGAAGGUUCUUCUUGCCCCAGCUACUGAAUGGGCUUCAGCUUGGGAGAUUUUGGUGGCUGAAGUACAGACAAUUAAAAUGGGUCUUUUUACUAAUUAUCAUGGGGCACAGGGUCUGCCAUGCUCUUUGGUGAACCUCAAUCAGUUGGUCCCAAUGGGAGCUUCUCUCUUUCUCUGGAUUUAACAGCAAUUGUGAAUUGUGUUUGACUGGGCGGGGGUUGCUUGUACUUUGGUGCAGGAGGAAAGAAUACACCCUCUCCACGUGUGGUGAUCCAGAUAGCACUGGGCCCAUUCCCGUACCUGAUAUCAACUUCUCUCUCUCUCUAUUUUAAAGAAGGCACAACAGCAAGUUUAGUAUCCGGCUUGGCCGGCCCUACCAUUGGAUACCCAAAGCCUGAUGCCUGAGGUGGCUGCUUCUGGAACUGCCCAAAGAACACAGUUGAUUAGGCAGUACCAAAAUGUCUAAAUAACUAAAUACAUUGCCUCAUAGUAGAGCCAAUUCUGGAACAAAUGGUGCAAGAGUUAAUGGCAGCUCCCAUCAGCCCCAGCCAGAGUGACUAAUGGCCAAUGAUGAUGAGAGUUGGAGUCCAGCAACAUCUGGAGGGCUGCAGGAUCCCCAGUCCAGAGUCAGGCUACUGUGCCUUCUUGCUGCUUCCUUGAUUAUGCUGCUCCCUUCAGGUUGAUCCACAAACAAGCAGUAUUUCGUGUGUGUGUGCAGUUGUGCACAUGACCACGUGGAGAACUUGUGGAUGGAGUGACUGUUUACAGAGGGGCAGCUGUUUAGAGCACACACUUUUCAGGCAGAAUGUUGGAUCCUAGAUGCUUCCAGUUGAAAGGAUCUGGAAGCAUUUCUGCCUUGCACCCUGGAGAGCUGCUGCUAGUGACAUAGAUCCUCCAGGAAUAAGAGAGCACAUAACUUGACCAUGAAUGAAGUAGCAUCCUAUGCUCUGAAUUCUGCUUGUGUGUAUGUGUGUAAACAGUAGAGGUGUGCAACUGUGCUCUGCUGGGACCAAAUAAAAAGGUGAGCCGGUGGUUUUACCCAA
Messenger RNA from Podarcis raffonei (Aeolian wall lizard), 9727 nucleotides. RefSeq names its product solute carrier family 27 member 4 (gene SLC27A4). The coding region runs from base 468 to 2399 and encodes 643 amino acids. Gene Ontology annotation, molecular function: long-chain fatty acid transmembrane transporter activity; long-chain fatty acid-CoA ligase activity. Gene Ontology annotation, biological process: response to nutrient; very long-chain fatty acid catabolic process; medium-chain fatty acid transport. NCBI's taxonomy places the organism in Eukaryota, Metazoa, Chordata, Lepidosauria, Squamata, Lacertidae. The record is from RefSeq and is a predicted model, not a curated record. Gene Ontology annotation, cellular component: plasma membrane; endoplasmic reticulum membrane; microvillus. The transcript has 14 exons.